ACAGCGAUUCACAGCGAGCGAGCAGAGGAAGGAACUAAACAGCUCUUGGCAGCAGCAUCGGAGACAUGUGUGGUAUCUUUGCGUAUCUGAAUUAUCACGUGCCUCGCACUCGGCGCGAGAUCCUUGAGGUCCUUAUCAAAGGUCUGCAUCGCCUGGAGUACCGUGGCUAUGACUCCGCCGGUGUGGGCAUUGAUGGAGGAAACCAUAAGGAAUGGGAAAAAAACUCCAAGAACAUCCACCUGAUCAAGCAAACGGGAAAAGUCAAAGCGCUGGAUGAGGAAAUCCAUAGGCAGCAGGAUGUGGAUCUUGAUGUGGAGUUUGAUGUGCACCUGGGAAUCGCUCACACUCGAUGGGCCACUCAUGGCGUCCCUAGCCCGGUCAACAGCCACCCGCAAAGAUCUGACAAGGACAACGAGUUUAUUGUCAUCCAUAAUGGAAUCAUCACCAACUACAAAGACCUGAAGAAGUUUCUGGAGAGUAAAGGCUAUGAGUUUGAGUCGGAGACGGACACCGAGACCAUCGCUAAGCUGGUGAAGUACAUAUAUGAUAACCGGGAGAGCGAUGACAUCACCUUCGCCACCCUCGUGGAGCAAGUCACCCAGCAACUAGAAGGAGCUUUUGCCCUGGUCCUCAAAAGUGUGCACUAUCCGGGAGAGGCAGUGGGUAGCAGGAGAGGAGGUCCAUUACUGAUUGGAGUAAGAAGUGACCACAAGCUUUCCACAGAUCACAUCCCCAUCCUGUAUCGCUCCUCUGGUAAAGAUAAAAAGAGCAGCAAUACUCUGCCCAGGAUGGACGAGGACACGUGUCUGUUUCCUGUGGACGAGAAAGCCGUGGAAUACUACUUUGCAUCUGAUGCCAGUGCUGUCAUCGAGCACACCAAUCGAGUCAUCUUCCUGGAGGAUGAUGAUAUUGCAGCAGUGCGUGACGGGCGUCUUUCCAUCCAUCGCAUCAAGCGCACCGCAGGAGAUCACCCGGCCCGUGCCAUCCAGACCCUGCAGAUGGAGCUGCAGCAGAUCAUGAAGGGAAACUUCAGUUCUUUCAUGCAGAAAGAGAUCUUCGAGCAGCCAGAGUCUGUGGUCAACACCAUGCGAGGAAGAGUUAACUUUGAGAACAACACAGUGAUCUUGGGAGGGUUGAAAGACCACAUUAAAGAGAUCCAGAGAUGUCGGAGGCUCAUCAUGAUCGCCUGUGGGACCAGUUACCAUGCUGGAGUUGCAACUCGUCAGGUACUGGAAGAACUGACUGAACUUCCUGUCAUGGUGGAGUUGGCUAGUGAUUUCCUGGAUCGAAACACGCCUGUCUUCCGAGAUGAUGUGUGCUUUUUCAUCAGCCAGUCAGGAGAGACGGCAGACAGCCUGUUGGCUCUACGCUACUGUAAGGAGCGAGGUGCCCUCACGGUGGGCAUCACCAACACUGUGGGCAGCUCUGUCUCAAGAGAAACGGACUGUGGUGUUCACAUCAAUGCCGGCCCAGAGAUUGGUGUGGCUAGCACCAAGGCAUACACAAGUCAGUUCGUGGCUCUCAUCAUGUUCGCUCUUCUGAUGUGUGAUGACAGAAUCUCAAUGCAGCCGCGCAGACGAGAAAUCAUACAAGGCCUCAAAGUGCUGCCAGAUCUCAUCAAGGAGGUGUUGAGCCUGGAUGAGGAGAUUCAGAAGUUGGCAGCGGAGCUGUAUCAGCAGAAGAGUGUUCUCAUCAUGGGCCGAGGAUACCACUACGCCACCUGCCUGGAGGGAGCUCUGAAAAUCAAGGAGAUCACGUACAUGCAUUCAGAGGGGAUUUUGGCUGGAGAGCUGAAGCACGGGCCGCUGGCUCUUGUGGACAAACUGAUGCCGGUCAUCAUGAUCAUCAUGAGAGACCACACAUACACCAAGUGCCAGAACGCACUGCAGCAGGUCGUGGCCAGGCAGGGCCGUCCCAUCGUGAUCUGUGAUAAGGAUGACCAUGAGACCAUCAAAAACUCCAGCCGCUCCAUCAAAGUGCCUCACUGUGUGGACUGUCUGCAGGGCAUCCUCAGCGUCAUCCCGCUACAGCUGCUGGCCUUCCACCUCGCUGUGCUCCGCGGAUACGACGUUGAUUGCCCAAGAAACCUGGCGAAGUCUGUGACUGUUGAGUAACUGCUUCCCGAUUGAUGCCUCAAACACACACACACACACACACACACACACGUCCAGACUAUCAAAGACAUGAAGACUAAUGAAGAGAGGGUUUUAUACAUGCCAGCUUUCUUGAUCCUAAAAAACCUGAAGUGUACCUCCAUAUACCUGUAUCUCAUCUCAGAGCAUGAUUUUGGAUGUUUCAUAUCAUUACUGUUAACUGUUAUCUUUUUUUGUGUGUGUGUGUGGUGGCGUAGUAUGGGGUGGCUUUAUAAGAGCUGCACUCUUAACUCGACGUCUCUUGAUGCGGCCUUUAACACAUUCGUCUUAUGGCUUUUUAUUAGUUUGCUCUGUUUGAAAUAUUAGUUUGACCCAGAAAGACUUCUAGAUGCUUCUCAUCAAAUACACAAAAGCAUUUGUGUAACCAAGAUAAGAGCCUCAUAACUCUCCAUUAUCCGUUCUCCUUGUGAACCCCCCCACACAAUUCUAGUGAUAUGUGGCACUAAAACAAAAAUGUGAAUCAGUGUUUUGUAGUUUGCACGAUAUUUUGUUUCUCCAGUUUGCUGCUAUUUAAGUGGAUGUAGUUGUUACCUAUGAGCAUAUUUUUCCCAGGAUGACUUUUAAUCAUCUGGAAUUUCAUAACCAUGUUUAUUUCUCACUGUGGCCGGUGUGAACUUUGAUACAAUGACUCUUAUUCAAAUCAGUAUUCAUUGAAUUGAUGCUGAUGUUUGAUCUAGCGAUCAUGUCUUCUCAAUGCAUUUGUGCUUUGAGACUUUAAUACAUAAUUUGAACGGUUUAUAAUAUUGGUGGGCUAAUAGUUUACAAUAUGAUUCAAAACUUGUAUUUAAGAUAUAUAUUCAUAUUUAUCAAUUAAAAUUAACCUAGACGCAUAGAUGCAUUAAUUAAUGCAAAUAACUAAUGAUAGAUAAACUAUAAGGUUUUCAUCUCGUUCAUGUUGCAAAGAACUGAAUGAAAAAUAAGGUCAAAUAUCAAGGUCACAGUCGGGUUAAAUGAAUACAAUCCCCAGUCAUCUACAUGAAGGGUCAAAUAUGAAGUUAAUGUAUUAUCUGAUCAGUUUGUUUAGUCAUCAAAGUUUCUAUGUGCUUUUGCCAAAUUGGGUUACAGGAUUGGUCACGUUUGGUUUGAUGUAUGUAUGGCCUGUUGAACGUCAACCAUUUAGAAAUGAAAUGUUUACAUGAAGAGAAGGUGAUGUCUGAUUAUUGCAUUUUGAGGAAUCACCUCUGCUUCCCACAGAAAGUUGAUUCAGGAGGUUUUGAAGCCAAAGCAGUGAUUGUAGUGAAUCACUGCACUGCAGUACUGUGCCUGUAGUUACUGUACGAGAAUCAGAUUUAUAAUAAUCAGUUAUUGAGAUUCAUCCGAAGGUAUACUUGUUGGCUUCCAUUCUCCAAUUCCUUUACUGUAGAAAAUUGAGAGGCCUUGUUUAGUGUCUCAAAUGAGAGGACUGCCCCAUACAACGCCACCGACAGCUACGAUUGUUUCCAGGGGACCAUUUUCUUGUCUUUUCUCUUAGGUUUUAUUUUUAUUGGGUAUAGAAGGGUUAUAUUUUUAUAUACUGCAUUAUUUUCAGUUAAAAUGCUUAUGUACUUCCUUUUGAUUUUUUUUUUUACGUUUUGUUGUGGAUAAAAUCAACAUGAAUAAAGAUUUCUAUCAUCUGAAUCUUUUGUUCAAAGCACCAGAUGGGCAUGAUGAACCAAAAAUAUCUACUAUUAAUGGCAUGUAACCAAAGGGUGAAGAAGGGUCUUAUGGGGCAAUAGCUCUAAAGGUGCGAUUAUAGUCCUGUGCUUAUAUUUUUUAAAUGAAUAAUAUAUUCAACUCAUGGAAAGAGGGUUUUCUAUAUUUCACAGGAUAAUAUACUAGCAUUGCUCUUUGGUCAGUGGUGCACUGAACUGCUUUGCUUUUAUGUUUUACGAUAGCAUCUUAACUUUUCAUCUUAAAGGUUUGUGUGGUAGGUAGUUUUUUUUCUUCUUCUUCAGAUCAGUUUUGCCAUCCUCAUCCAGCAACUGUUUGGCGACAUCCAGCAAAAUGAUGUCCGGCAUCGAGGCCUUAAUCACUAUUUAAGGUUAAAGCAUCUCGUAAUGUGUUUUGGGUCUGUGUGUGUGUUGAAUUUGCAGUUAUGAUCAAGAGAGUUAAUAAAACAUUAAUUCUUUCUCA
Molecule: messenger RNA, 4265 nt
Organism: Carassius gibelio (silver crucian carp)
Lineage: Eukaryota; Metazoa; Chordata; Actinopteri; Cypriniformes; Cyprinidae
Product: glutamine--fructose-6-phosphate aminotransferase [isomerizing] 1
Exons: 18
Coding region: 66-2114 (682 amino acids)
Biological process (GO): carbohydrate derivative biosynthetic process; protein N-linked glycosylation; fructose 6-phosphate metabolic process
Molecular function (GO): carbohydrate derivative binding; L-glutamine:D-fructose-6-phosphate transaminase (isomerizing) activity
Source: RefSeq, a predicted model, not a curated record